Molecule: messenger RNA, 5313 nt
Organism: Phialemonium atrogriseum
Lineage: Eukaryota; Fungi; Ascomycota; Sordariomycetes; Cephalothecales; Cephalothecaceae
Product: putative helicase
Exons: 5
Coding region: 1-5313 (1770 amino acids)
Cellular component (GO): cytoplasm
Molecular function (GO): ATP binding; nucleic acid binding
Source: RefSeq, a predicted model, not a curated record
AUGGUCAACGGCGAACAUGGAAAAGAGAUAGAGGGUGCCCAGGGCGUUAGCCCACUCUCCGCAUGGUACAGUACUCUUCAACCCGUGACGUGUGACAUCGUUGGCGAAGUGGCCGGGCAUGGGCUCUUGGCCAUACAUGGCGAGUCCCUACUGGCCCACUGUCUCAAGGAAGCCAGAGUCGAUUUUACCUCCGGAUUCCAGUUGCUGCAUGCCGUCCACGCUGUGGAGAACUUUCUUCAGAGCCUGAAGGACCGAGGUUGCCACUUCCAUGUUCUAUGGUUUGACGAAGACAAGCACCUGUGCAUCCCUGAUCAUGGGGUGGCGGAUCUGCGUGCCCAUGGAUAUCUCCUCGCCCGGUCCGUUGUGAUCCAGCACUUGCACCGCUACGCCAAGGCCACGGCGUCCAAGUUCAACUUCCGGUUCCCCUCGAUAGAGAGCAACGCAUUCGAGAACUAUGUGAGCGGGAAUGCCGUUCGCCUUUUUCUCUGCCAGGGUGCGAGGGAGGUGGCCAAUGCCACCAGCUACCAGCUUCUUGUCUACCGGUUUUGCAAACGCGGCUACAGUACUGGAUACAUCGAUGACCUGGAGUUUGUCAGCUCCAAAGUCAAUGCCCCGAUUAUUUUCCCUUUGGGCAACCAGGUAGAAAUUCCUCUCUCUGGGACAAAGCCACCGUCUCAGCCGGAAUCAGAACCAAUGUCCAAGACUAUGGGAGAGUUUUCCAAACAAUGGGAUAUGCUUACACGGCGGGACAAUGGAGAAGAAUUGUCAGCAAGGGAGGUUGUCUCAUUGGUCGCUUUAGGAGAUCUCCUGCUCGACAAUGAUGAUGUCUCGGCGAAGGACAACGCGGCUGCCUUCUUGGUACACCUCGCCCUUCUGGAAGGGUUGAGUCUCUCGGACCGAGCGUUCAAACCACACCAGAACCCUUCGAACCAGACGAUAGCUUUCAUGACACAAUUCGCAGAGACAGCCUUGAGUGUCAUCGACAAGUGGUUCGAGGACGAGUUGACAGCCAAACUGAGUUGGGAUAUUCACGACCUUGUUGACGGUCGGUUGUACUUCCAAGUCGUUGCCAGGCGCGACUGUCUGCGGCUGAGUAAAAGGUCCGCCGAGGUCGCCCUCGAGUUAGCUGGGCGUCUUGGCCGUGUCACGAACAUUGACUUCACCACAUACGUUGGUCACUAUAUCGCAGGAAAGGAGGACCUCUCCGAUCUAUCGCAGUCGGUUGUCAACGGUCAACCGAGAGAUCUGGGUCGCCUUCUCCCGUUCAAUCACCCAGUCCUGGACCCAUACCUGGAGAGCGUCGAAGUAGAAACGAGCGAUGAGCCAAGACCAGAUGCCUCGAAAAUAUUCCAGGAACUGACCCAUUGGCACAAUGAAAAGAAACCCGUCGUCACCAAGCGAGUCAUCGAGAAGAAAGGUUUCCAUGCCUUGAGGAGGACUCAGAAGUUCAUGGCAGAUACCAUCGAGUACUCUGCCAGUCUGACGAAUGCUGCCGGAAAGCAGAUCGAUCCCGAAAUCAUCACCGUACACACAGGCAAGCCGGCAAGCAAGCAGGCAAGCAAGCCGGGCCGGGAGAAGGCCGAGAGCCAGCCUGACAAGAAGGAGGCCCCGGGGAAGAAGCAAGCUGGCACGGCCGCCAAGAAUAAGAAGGCAGCUCCGAAGAGUGGGCGGGAGAAGGCCCACGAAGCCGCUGCGGCCAGGCAGAACGAGAAAUUGCAAGGGAAAUCCGUCGCCGUGACCGCAUUCUGGGUGAAGCGGUGCCAAGAAUUCGAAGCCGAGAAGGACUUGGUGAGGCGAUAUCUGAAAGGUACCAGAUACCUGACGUCGCUGCCGAAUGAGGACGCGGCCGUCGUCGGUGCUGAAGCAACUCUCUACCUCUGCAACACCUUGGUCCUGUUGCUGAGCCGCUCACAGAGUGGAGCUCUCAGCGUUAGCAAUCUGGACAUUACUGCUCUACUUUGGGCCACGGUGUACGCAAUCCACGACCAGCCGCUUUCGAAGGAGCUCGCAAAGCAACUCGAGUCGUUCAGGCUUGCCUUCAAGCUCCCUGGUAAUGUCACGGUCAAUAAAUCCGAGGUCUCCCGGAAAUUGCCAUACCGAAGCGUGCUGGGAACUCCAGGUGUCCCCGUAUUUGCACCCGCCAACCCUGUCGACUUCCAGUUGGAACGGUGCGGCCCGUAUCUCGAACGAUCGUACGGCUCGGUUCCAGACGCACGUGUACCAUUUCAACCUGAUCACUGGCAGCGGAAGGUCCUCGAUGCCAUCGACGACAGCAAGAGUCUGUUGGUCGUGGCGCCAACCUCGGCAGGAAAGACGUUCAUUUCCUUCUAUGCCAUGAAAACCAUCCUCCGGGCCAACGACGACGACGUCCUGGUGUAUGUGGCUCCGACAAAGGCGCUUGUGAACCAAAUCGCCGCCGAGAUACAGGCCCGAUUCUCCAAGACCUACCAUCGGGACGGAAGGUCGGUGUGGGCGGUUCACACCGGGGACUACCGCGUCAACAAUCCGACCGGAUGCCAGAUCCUCGUCACGGUUCCGCAUGUCCUGCAGAUCAUGCUUCUCGCUCCGGCGAACGCGCAGAAGGCCAGCUCGUGGAGUCACAGGGUCAAACGGAUCAUCUUCGACGAGGUUCACUGCAUCGGACAGGCCGAGGACGGCAUCAUCUGGGAACAACUGCUGCUCCUUGCCCCGUGCCCAAUCAUUGCGCUCUCGGCGACCAUCGGGAACCCGUUGGAAUUCAAAUCUUGGUUGGAAGAAACUCAGCGAUCCAAGGGCUACGAGCUCGAGAUGAUCGUCCACUCGGCUCGUUACUCCGACCUGCGCAAGUUCUUCUACAAGCCGCAAGCACAAGUCACGCAGGGAUUCAAUGGUCUGGAUCCCGUGCAACGGCUACCGAUUCCCGGAUUGGAUCAAGACGAACAUGGGAGGUCCUGCUUCCAGGUGGUUCAUCCGAUUGGGGCCAUUAUGGAUCGUUCCCGGGGUACCCUCGAUGAUAUUCACAUGGAAGCUCGAGACUGCCUUACCCUGUGGCAGUGCAUGGCGAAGCACCAAACAGAAGACUUCCCCUUGGAUGCUUCGCUACAUCCGCGCAAGUUCCUUCCUGCAGUAAUCAAGAAGUCGGACCUCCUAGAAUGGGAGAAAGCCUUGAAGGCCGCUGUUCUCGAGUGGAUCAAGGCUCCGAAUUCGCCAUUCCCCUCGGUGCGUGCCGAGCUCGGGAAAGAAGUGCAAGCGCUCAACCUGGAGGAAUCCACCGAGUCGGAACUGGCGGCUUCGAGCCUCUCGUUAGUGACCGACCUCCGCAGAUGUGGCGCUCUGCCCGCGCUGCUGUUCAAUUACGACCGCCUGCAGUGUGAGAUUAUCGUCCGUGCCAUGCUCGGUCAGCUGGAGGCGGCGGAGGCGGAAUGGAAGCAAUCCAGCCCGGAAUGGAAGAAGACGACCAAGGGGUAUGAGGCGUGGCAGGAGCAGCAGGCGCGGGCUGCGGCCAAGGGUGUGAAGAAGCCUGCCAAGAGCUCCAAGCGAAGGGACGCGGACGAUGACGAGUCGUCGAAGCUCGACAUGGCCCGCGACGCGGCCAGCGGGGAGGGAAGCGUCUGGGACAGCUUCGAUCCUGAUGAGCCCGUCGAGCAGUUUAGCUUCGCCGACAAGAUGAAGGUGGCCAGGGCAAAGCUUGAAAGCAUGAUGGAUAAGCUGAAGUGGGCCGGCGUCCCGGAGGAUCUCGUGCGUGGGCUGAGGCGCGGUCUGGGUGUCCAUCACGCCGGAAUGAAUCGCAAGUAUCGUCAAGUGGUUGAGAUAUUGUUUCGCAGAGGCUUCUUGACAGUCGUGGUGGCUACAGGCACCCUCGCCCUUGGCAUCAACAUGCCCUGCAGGACAGUUGUCUUCACGGGGGAUUCGAUAUUCCUCAACGCGCUGAAUUACCGGCAGGCAUCUGGUCGGUCCGGUCGCCGAGGAUUUGACCUGCUCGGAAACGUGGUCUUCCACGGUUUGGACCCCCACCGAGGGUUCGAAGUCAUGUCAUCUACCCUUCCCGACUUGCGCGGCCACUUCCCCGUGUCCACUACACUAAUCCUCCGGCUCAUGUCCCUACUCAAUGGCACGAACAACUCGAAGUAUGCCGCCAGGGCCGUCGAGUCCCUCCUUUCGCAGACGCGGCUGUACUUGGGCGGACCUAGCAACGAGAUCGCGAUCAAGCACCAUGUGCGAUUCUCGAUCGAGUACCUGCGACGGCAGCGCCUCCUGUCGGACAAGGGAACCCCCCUGAACUUUGCCAGUCUCGUGGGGAACCUGUACUUCACCGAAAACGCUGUGUUCGCCUUCCACUCCCUGCUCAAAGAGGGAUACUUCCACAGCCUCUGCGCCGGAAUCGACCGUCGCCCCGAGGGGGUGCUGAAGGAGCUAAUGCUCGUGCUAUGCCAUCUGUUCAGCCGCAUCCCUUGCCAUCGCUACAAAGAUGAGGAGUGGCUUGACCGGGUGGUGAGCCGGUCCCCAUCCUUGGUGAUCCUGCCGCCGCUCCCGGAGACGGCACUGGGGAUCCUCGAGGCGCACAACCAGGAGGUGCUCGACAUCUUCAAGACCUACGUUUCCACCUACAUUCACCAGCACCUCUCGGAGGAGCCCGACCGCGAGCUCCCGCUUACCAAGCUCGAGGUGGGCGCCGAAGAGACGCCCGACGGGCUACCCCCGGCGCUCGGCACCCCACAGCCGACGACGAUACGGUCCCCCUUCGCGGCGCUGUCGGGCCACACGGACGCCUUCGGUUCUGUGCGGGAACUCUGCUCGACGACGCGCGCGGGCGUCUUCCUCGAGGAGUCGGCCGUGCCGCGCAUCCCCAUCUACCCGGCCGAGACGGGCGGGGUGCCCUGGAACGCGUACGCGUACGACUUCUUCCGGCACGGCGACGCGGGCUGCAUCGCGCGCGACAACGGCAUCGCCGCCGGGGACGUCUGGUUCAAGCUCAGGGACUUCUCGGUCGUGCUGGCGACGGCGGUCGCGAGCCUGGAGGGGCUCCUCGGGGACGGGAGCGGCGGCGGCGGCGGCGGCGGCGGUGGCGGCGGCGGUGGCGGCGGCGGAGGCGCGGACAUGGCCGACGUCGUGGGCGUUGCGGAGACGAUGGAGCUGGAGCGGUGGGACGACGAACCCGGCGAUAAGAUUGGCGCGGACGGGGACCGGGGCGAGAUGGAUUCCGACGACGAGGAGGGUACGCCGUCGCUUUCGGGCUGGGACGGUGACCGGGAGGCGAAUCUCGUCAAUGUGUGCAAGGCGUUCAAGAUGCUGCAGGAGGAGUUUGACGAGAAGUUCAGGAAGACAUGGUCAUAG